Molecule: messenger RNA, 731 nt
Organism: Elaeis guineensis (African oil palm)
Lineage: Eukaryota; Viridiplantae; Streptophyta; Magnoliopsida; Arecales; Arecaceae
Source: RefSeq, a predicted model, not a curated record
UUGUCCCCCACCGUCACCUCACCCCUCUUCCCCAUUCCAGAUACGGCUAGACGGCGUUGGGUUCUUCUCCACCGGACUCGUCUUCUGAAAGCAGCGAAGACCAGCCUCCUCCAGCGGUCCUCGGUCCUCUCUCUCUGGCGUUUCUGCUUCCAAUCGAUCAACCUAACGCCCUGAUAGAAGAAAAGAUCGCCGAGGAUGACCGCAUCGGCAUCGGCUUCGUCGAGCAGGCCGAGGUACGCCCCGGAGGACCCGACGCUUCCCAAACCCUGGAAGGCCUUGGUGGAUGGGAGCACGGGGUAUCUCUACUACUGGAACCCGGAGACCAACGUCACCCAGUACGAGCGGCCCGUCACCGAGCUCCCGCCUCCCCCGCCUCUGCUGCCUCCUCCCCCUCCUCAUCCUCCUCCGAAAUCUGCUUCCGUGGCCGUCAGCUCUUCCGUCCUUCACAACCAGCGGGAGCGGGACUCUCAUGACGAUGAUGGCCGCCAUGGCCGCUCACGCAGCAGCCAUCAGCAUGGAAGUGCGAGAGGUAGCAGCAGUCAACAUCAUGGGCAUGAUGCAAGGGAUUCAUGGAAUUCGAGGACGGCAUCUGCCAGAGUUCAUGGAUCAUCUUCGGAUGGGGGAGGUGCUUUGUCUGCAGAAGCAUAUCGCCGUCAACAUGAAAUAAUCGUCACUGUAUGUACUGAAUGACAUCUUGAUCAUGACUGAAAUCACUUCCUGUUUGUUGAAAA